AUGAGCAACGCAGAGGAGCAUUUCAGAAUAAGGAUAAGAGAGGCUCUACCUAGCCUUGCUACAGCCACGCGAUCCAUCCACGGCGACGACGUGCUCAACUUUGUGGACGAUGUAGCUCCGCCGAUUCACGUUGCGGCGACAUAUCGCUACCCCCGAGACCCAGAUCUUAUGCGCGAGCACCAUGAGAGGCCUUCGUAUCCUGUUUUGGAUGUUGGGGAGCACUGCUACUCUAGGCAGUCUACACCAGGGUCUUCGCGCCUCGAGGCAGUCCUAGCAUCCAUCUUGGGACAGCCAUGCAUUACUUACUCAUCGGGUCUUGCUGCCUUCCAUGCCCUUCUAAGUAUGUUGGGACCCAAAAAGGUCUCUAUUGGUGCCGGCUACCACGGAUGCCAUGGCACCCUCGAGCUUUAUGCCCGGGCAUCCGGCACCAAGAUAGUGUCACUUGACUGUGCCGUUGAAGAACUCGGUCCUGGUGAUUUGAUUCACCUCGAAACACCUGUGAAUCCGACAGGACACGCCUUCAAUGUUCAAUACUACGCAGACCGGGCCCAUUCGCGUGGUGCUUAUCUUAGCGUGGAUUCCACAUUCGCACCACCUCCAUUGCAAGACCCCUUCCUACAUGGUGCGGACAUGGUCAUGCAUUCAGGGACGAAGUAUAUUGGUGGUCAUUCCGACUUUCUGUGCGGUAUCCUGGCCGUCAAAAACAGUAGCAUCGGUAAAGCGUGGCUGCAGGGGCUCCAUCGAGACAGACUCUAUCUCGGGUCCAUCAUGGCGGGCUUCGACAGCUGGCUUGCAACGAGGAGCAUCCGCACUCUCGAGAUGAGGGUUGUGAAGCAAAGUCAGUCAGCGGAAACCAUAGUUCGCACGCUCCAUGCUGCAUUGACAGGCAGUCCGCAACUCGCACGCUCAAAGGCCUUCAGUGAUGAGGCAGCUCACAUUGUCCAAAAGGUGGUGAAACAGAUUCACCAUGCCAGCAUUCAAGAUGAGGCUAAUAUUGAAGGAAGCUGGCUGCGGAAGCAGAUGUCACGCGGCUAUGGGCCGGUCUUUGCGCUGACGCUUCAUGAGGUCCGCUAUGCAAGGAACCUUCCGUCCAAAUUGCUCCUCUUCCAUCACGCAACCAGCCUAGGGGGCGUAGAGAGUUUGAUCGAGUGGAGGACAAUGACCGAUUCGACGGUGACAAAGGAUUUCAUGAGAGUCAGUAUUGGUGUGGAGAGCCCUGAAGACCUCUUGGCGGAUCUGCUUCAGGGGCUGAGAGCUGUUGCAGAAACGACUAGCUGA
Molecule: messenger RNA, 1278 nt
Organism: Clonostachys byssicola
Lineage: Eukaryota; Fungi; Ascomycota; Sordariomycetes; Hypocreales; Bionectriaceae
Source: the annotation of a GenBank genome assembly